AUGUCUCACCUCUCCAAAGCCCUGGCUGGUCCAGGUUACGUGAUCCUCAACGUUCUCCGAGCCAUCAACAUAAUCACCUUUCUCGAUAUCAUCGCUGCAAGCGUGGUGAUGCUCAUCAAGAUCUCUAUCAACAACAAUUUCUUCUUCUUCGAAGCCGUCAGUCAUGCCUUUAUGACCAUAAUGGGUGUCAUCCUCGUCGUUUCCGAGCUGCCAUUCUUCGACAAAUUCUUCACGCGUUUCGUGCCUCAGCUUGGUGAAACCGCAAGUUUUGUGCCCUUGGCACUCAUCAUGAUAAUCAUGGGUGUCUCGGCGCUUGGGAACCUGAACAAUGAUGAUUACAAUGAGGACAACAUGGGCAUGCCAUUUUGGAGGAUUGUGGCAUCCGCUGGCAUCAUGGCAAUGACCAUGGGAAUUGUCAACUUCAUGGCAAGCUUCAUCUUCGCCGACUCCGAAAACUCCCUCACAGCCCGGCACGUCCGCUCCUACGGCGCCGUAGCCGACAAGGUCCUCGAUUCCAAAAGCAGCCAGCGCUCCUUCAAACUAGGUACAAGCUUUAAUAGCCAGGUGGACGGUCUACCUACAUACCGUCAGGUCAGCGUCACGCGUUCAGCGGAAUCACUCAGUAACUCACGCUUUCCAGUGACUAUCUCGAGUCCCGUGCGAGAGAAGACCGCAGCCACACCUACGGCGCCGUACGGUGAGGCGGCGGAGGUGACAAUGCCGGAUAUUGCACAUCAUCCUGCUAUGCAGGGUGGAAAUUUCGUUUGA
Talaromyces marneffei is the source of this 768-nucleotide messenger RNA. RefSeq lists its product as uncharacterized. NCBI's taxonomy places the organism in Eukaryota, Fungi, Ascomycota, Eurotiomycetes, Eurotiales, Trichocomaceae. The coding region runs from base 1 to 768 and encodes 255 amino acids. The record is from RefSeq and is a predicted model, not a curated record. The transcript is spliced from 3 exons.